Molecule: messenger RNA, 1760 nt
Organism: Eriocheir sinensis (Chinese mitten crab)
Lineage: Eukaryota; Metazoa; Arthropoda; Malacostraca; Decapoda; Varunidae
Product: alkylglycerol monooxygenase-like
Exons: 4
Coding region: 1-909 (302 amino acids)
Cellular component (GO): endoplasmic reticulum
Source: RefSeq, a predicted model, not a curated record
AUGGCCCGGCCUGAAGGGGCGGCCAGCACGGGGUGUUGCCGCGGACCAAUCUGGCGGCCUUUCACAGCGCUGAUGGAAUCCCUGGCAACACCGCGCCGCUCCUCCUUCAUGCCGGAGCCAAGUGGUGGUGCUGCAGCCUCGCGACGCCUCUUUGCGCCCCUCAUCCCCAGCCUCGCCCUCAGCACGAGCACCGACAGUAACGAGAACAAAACCAACACCACCAGAAGCGCCAACAAGUACUGCCUCGAUAAGAACUAUGGCGGGUUCUUAAUCGUGUGGGACCGGCUCUUUGGGACCUUCGAGGCGGAGCGCGACGAAGAGCCAGUUGUGUACGGCCUCGUGGACCAGCCUCAGAGUAGCAACAUUUUGUACCUCCAGUUCUUCUACAUCCGCGACAUCCUGAAGAAGGCCCGCGAGCAGGAGACUUGGGGGAACUUCUUCAGGGCCCUGCUAUACGGCCCUGGCUGGAGCCCCGGGACGCAGCGCCUGGGUGACCUGGAGACCUUCCCCGACGUGCGUUUCCCCCGCCAGAAGUACGACCCCCAGGUGCCCUUCUGGCUCAAGUCCUACAUCUCCGUGCACUUCCUGGUGACGCUCUUCCUGCAGCAGCUCCUCACGUUCAACCUGAAGAUGUACCCCGCCGUCACCGCCGCCGCCGCCUUCGUGUUCAUCUUGACGUCCAUCUGCAACAUCUCCGCCUUGUUCGACGCGUGGCCGUGGUGCGGCGCCGUGGAGGUGGCUCGCUGUGGCGCCUUCCUGGCCUACGCGCGCGCCACGCCCGUCAGCGGCGUGCCCCUCGUGGACGACUUCCUCAUCAGCCUCUUCUUCGCCUCCGCCGUGCUCUGGACCUUCAGGACCACGCUGGCGGGCGCGGCGCUCAAGCCGCUCAAGCUGCUGCGGGCGCUGUGAGGCGCAGACCCACGGGUCGCGGGGUGCUGCUUCAGCGGGCAUUGUGGGGCCGCGCGGGGUAUUGCGGGGCCUGGCGGGGCACUGACAGGCAUCAUGGGGCAUUCUAAGAUAUGGAGGAACACAUCGGUGCGGGCUGGGGCCUCCCUGGGCCUGGCUGCAGCAGCGCUGCUUAGGGCGUGGCGGGGCAGCACAGUGCUUGCUUCGUGGGCGGGUGGCGCGGCGCAAAGGGCAAGACUCGCUGGGUCGAGGCGCCUUGGCCGUGACCUACAGACGGACGCUCGCCUGGCUGGCACACACUGGCCUGCACAGACACGCGCUAGACGCUUAGAGACAUGAAUACAUAAAUGUAUAAGUAGAGCCAUAUAUAGCAUGUAAGUGAUAGUGAAGCAGCGAUAACCCGCCCUGCUUAACCUUAGCCCGCCCCGGCACCAGCUCCCUCCGGGCCGCCGCCCCCACGCCGCCCUCGGCACCGAGCUGCGGGGCGGGGCGGCGGGGUCGUGCCGGGGACGCGCGGGAAGAAAAGUUAUCAAGUAGCAGUUAAGACUUGAGUGUGUGGUGCUAUACAAAGUGUGUGUGUGUGUGUGUGUGUGUGUGUGUGUGUGUGUGUGUGCAUAGCUGUAGCGCCUAAAAUAGCCUGUAGUUGCGGUGAGCCCGUUACGUACACACGCGGCACCACACCCGUGUACACAUGUAAGGGGAGGUGUGUGCGUACGUACGUGCAACGCUUCUAGUGCUAGUUGUUCCCUAGACGGCUCAUGUGUGUGUGUGUGUGUGUGUGUGUGUGUGUGUGUGUGUGUGUGUGUGUUCAUCGUAGUGAUAACAAAGAUACCUUAAUAAAUUGUCUCUCUCGA